Molecule: messenger RNA, 2252 nt
Organism: Bursaphelenchus okinawaensis
Lineage: Eukaryota; Metazoa; Nematoda; Chromadorea; Rhabditida; Aphelenchoididae
Source: the annotation of a GenBank genome assembly
AUGGACAAAGACACACAAGAAGUAAAUGCUGAACUUAAGUUAAGGUAUCUGUCGUUCUUGAACAGCAUCAGAGACAAAGAAGUAAGUUUUAUUAUACUUGGUAGUCUUUUUGGUAUCUUAAAUAUUUGCUAAAUACAACUCUUUAGGUAGACGUACAGCUGUGUGACAACAUUGCCGUGAAAGGAAACUUCAUUGGAAUGCAGAGAAACGGCGAACACUUUCUUCUGAAGCCCUUAACUACUCCGACUGGUCAGUUAGACAGUGGAGUAAUACGGACAAAGGAUACUGUAACUCUAACGGUUGAUCUCAAAAACUUUGAAUAAAUAUUAAUGUUGAAUUUCGAUUUUGGUUUAAUGGUACAUCCCAUUGCUGUUAUUGUCGCCAAUGUUGCUUUCAAUUUUUAAAAUUACUUUGAAUAGUCAGUUGUAUGGUAUAGUAAAGUGUAUCUGGGUAAUUCUUUCGCAAUUUUUUGACCAAAAUAAAAUUUUAAGACAUGAAUUGUAAGUAAUAAAAUGAUACAGUUUAGAGCGAGAUGGACGUAGUCGGCGUUCUGAAGGUGUACAAAUGGCUAGCCGACAGUUACAUGGUCGACUUUUUUGUUGAAGAUAACUGGCAGAAGCUCCAGAAGUCAUGGAGAGAUUACUUUGACACAUUUUCUGAUGAAGAUGUUGUAGUAUUCGUUAGACAUCUUCUGAAUCCGGCUUCCUCAACAUGGCCCAACUUGUCAUCACCACCCCCAUUGUCAUUAAUAUCGUUGAAAAAUGUUGCUUUUUCUUUGAGUGUGCCAUUUUUUAAACCUGUGGAGAGUUUAAAGGAAUUGGCUACGCAUUUUGAAAUUGAUACUGUGAGUUAUUAGUAAGCAAAUUUUUGCAUUAAACUCCAAUUUGCACAUGAUUAUUAAGGAAUUACUAAUUUUAGGACAAAAAUUUCACGGAUGUUUGUGUAGAACUGGACUCAAAGAAGCGGUUGAAGAUAAAAGACAAGAAGAUUCACGAGAUUGGGAGAAUAUUGGACUUGACCACGUUGGUCAUCGAAAGUGCUAAAGCUAAGAAAGAAGAGAUUGACGAGGUGGUUGAUGUUGGAGCAGGCUUAGGUCACUUAUCAAGAGUUUUGUCAAUGUAUUUGGACAAAAAAGUGCGAACAAUCGAAGGAGAUGAACAGGUAUGGUCUCGACAAUCAUUUAUCUUUACCUUUGCUGAUAUUUGCAGCUGGUACACCGUGCUUUGACAAUCGAUGCCAAGGUGUCGAAAGGUGAAAUGGAAAUGCCAGACCGUAUUUCGGCUUACAUAAAAUCAGAAGAAGAAAUUCAACAAACUCAGAACGCGCUGCUGAUCGGGUGUCAUACUUGUGGAGACUUGGCUCCAACGAUCAUCCGACAUUACAAGAACAACACUUCGGCCAAAGCACUUGUUCAUUUCGGCUGUUGCUACCACAAAAUGAAUGGUGGACUAGAUAAACCAUUCCGAGUUGAAACAAAAGAACCAUUUAAACCUGCUGAAGAUGGAUUCCCUUUGAAUAAGAAGUAUAGUGAGGUCGAGAUCAGCUACAUGGCUAGGGAAUUGGCAUGCUUUAGCUACGGACAAUUCGUCGAUAAAAUUGGAGAGGUAAGAAAGCGCGUUUAAAUUAAACAUUGGGCAGAUUUUUUCAGUAGAAUGAAAAGACCAUCUAAAGAUCUUUCUAAUAAAAUGACAUAAGUAAAUGGCAUUUAUUUUAGAAUGAAAACCAAUUCUACGUUAACGGGUCUAGGGCGGCAUUGGAGUAUUUAAUAGUCAACAUCCUGGGAAAACGAGAUUGGCGACAUAGUAAAAUGGUUGGUGUGAAAAAUGGUCAUCUGAUGGAUUUCUGGGAAUAUGCAUCGAAAACGGCCAAACACAAUCCACAAGUUAUACAGCUUUUGGAAGAAAACGUGGGUUUGUACAUUCAAGUUUACUUUAAAAACAUAACACAGCUUUCUUUUGAAAGGCACUGUCAGACAAAUACCUAGAUCAGUUAAAAAUCCCGAGCUUGAACGUCCCAACUUUCAGAAGUUGGACAAUGACAUCAAUAAGCAGAUAAAUCAGCUUUUAAGCGUGAGCCGAACUCAAGUCCCUGUCUUCUACGCCUUACGGCUCUUAAUUGCACCACUUAUCGAAACAGUUAUCUUAUACGACCGUCAAGAAUACCUCAAAGAACAUGGAAUCACAUCCAAACUCAUCCCGUUGUUUAACCCCAACAUAUCCCCUCGCAACACAGCUCUAAUUUCAAUUAAAUAA